Molecule: messenger RNA, 2497 nt
Organism: Seminavis robusta
Lineage: Eukaryota; Bacillariophyta; Bacillariophyceae; Naviculales; Naviculaceae
Source: the annotation of a GenBank genome assembly
GACUCAAAUUCGGAGUCGCUCUUUCACUUGGUGUUCGGUGUCACCAGUGUCACCACUUCCAAAAAGUUGUUCCGCGCAACACACCGAAGACCAAAGUCAAGUCUGUGCUGUGCUGUUGCCUUGUUCCUCUGUUGCUUUCUCCUUCUCCAUUACUGAGUAUUUGAUAGCUCAAGCCGCAUUGGUUGAAGGUGUUGCCAUUCUAGCAUCAGGAACACCUCAGGAACACAGAGAGUCCCAUUGUCGAGAAGCCGAAAGCUGUGUCAUCUUCGGAGUACCAGAAGCCACUUUUGCCCUGUUAAUACCUGUGUGAAACUUUUUCGCCGACACUGCCACCGACUGCCAAAGAAGAAGGAAGAGAGAAGAAAUCCUUUAUUUUGUGCAAGCUGACAAGAAUCAUCGUGAAGAGUCAAGCCAAAUGCCUACAGCUUGCAGGAGGUGACCACUCGCUACAAUACACUCCCAAUCACCAGUUCUUUCCGAUUGUUUUCAUUUCAUCUCCUUAACGAGAACAAUGCCAGCCUCCACUCCCCAACCAACACCAGCAACUUCUGCUACAAGUUCCAGCAAGAACGGGGAAUCAUCAUCGGAUCACCAAAGCAACAACCAGCAAAAAGACAGCAAUAAGGAACCUACCAGCAACAAUCUCAAUAUUAUCUUGUUAUGUUGUUGUCUACUGGGCAUUGGUACCAUUACAGGAUACACAGUCUUUUACUUUAUUUUCCGUGGCAAGUGCGCGAAUUUGUUGACGGCCAAAGAUCAACGCCACAAUGCCAGUCAAGUGGAAUUACAAUCCAAGUACUCCAGAGCAUUGACCGACGUUCGACAAUGUCAAGAAGAUUCCAAUGCCAAGGGAGAAUUGCAAGAAUUGCAGGGACGACUGCAAGCCCAAGCCAAACUCUCUGACAAGCAUCAAGACUUACUGGAACGUCACGAACGAACUCUGGAACGAAUAUCCCAAUUGCAAGCAUCGGAGGAUGCUUCCAAGUCGCAGAUUCAAACACUCCAGGACCAAGUCAAAACGGUGCACUCAUCUCUCGAAACCACAUCCAAAGAAUUGGGGAAUGCGCAACGAGAACGAGAUGUCAUGCAGCGUGAUCUGACCCAACAAAUGAGUAAUAUCAACAAUCUACUUCAGGAUCGAGAAACUGAGAGCAUGGAAUUACGAGAGUUGUUGGAUUCCUGUGAUGACAAGAUCAAAAAUGCCGAAGGACAAUUGGCAGAGCUCAGAAAUUUGGUCCAGCAACAAAAUUAUGCCAACAUUGUUGCCAUGUUCGGUGAAGGACCUUACAUCGUUCGGUUCAACCUGGAAUUCCCCUAUGAACCUGUUGAGCCCAAUUACUUUGAAAUCAAAAUAUUUAACGCGCGUGAUAUGCCUCACACCGUCUUGACCUUUUUAAACCUCAUUGACAAUGGACUCUAUGUGGACACCACCAUUGACUUUCAAAAGGACAAAAUCAUCAAGGGUGGCAGUCUGGCAUCAGUCGAACCGCAAGCAGGAAAGAACUUGCGGUCAACAGUGCUGCGUCGCUUUGCCAAUUUUGGAUACUCUGCCCACAAUACACUCUUCUUUGAAAACGAAUCAUCACCCAAUGCACCUUGUCGACAUUCCAGUUUUGGAUUGCAUGAACGAGGUCCUGGUUUCAUCAUUUACUUGACCAAUGACAUUCCAGAAGGAGAGAAUCCCAACAACUGCCCAGGAGUCAUUGUCAAGGGACGAGACACGCUGGAACGCGUCUUGCAUGCCCAUACCAACACUCGUGAUGGUGGCGAAUUGACAUGGAAGGUUCCUAUUGUGGCAACCUAUUUGGCUUCGGUAGAAGAUGAGUUGUAGUAUAAUUAAUUUUGUGCUGCUGUUGCUUGGUGGGAAGCAACGAACAAGCAAUUGGGGUACGACGAUAUUGUGAUGGUUCAAUCCAAUCUACAUCUAUGCAAGCAGAGAUGGUUUUUCAUUGUCAAGAGCAAGCUAAUCAGACGGUAUAAGGCAAAAACUGCACAUAGUUCUUGACGUGUACGUGCAUGUAUCCUCGUGAAAUGAACUUCUCACACAACGCCCCCAAUACUAUACCGUUGUAGCUACUUAGCGUGCAGCCACGGGCACAAGUCCGUUCCGGUAGAGGGAGCCACAAUACUCGAGUGACAAGUCUGGAACUAUCCCAGCUACCGGCACGGUAACCAGAGCUAACCUUCCACGUACCUAAUUGACAGUUGUCCGUUCGAAUGGCGCUCUAAAACUGUUUUGGCAGGCAGUGGCAAGCUAACAGCUCAUUGUCGUCGCUCAAGAUCGCAAAUCCGAGUGGACCGGUAUCACGAAACACAACUUUUUGAAAUGAAGGAAGAAUGGGGGGACGACUACUAGCAAGUAACUGUACCGUACUAAAGAAACUCAGAACGUACCGGUACAAGUAUCUCUCAUGAGGCUUCAGGCAAAAACAACCCACAAUCGUUGAUGGGCAUUCUUGGCAUAUCUUUGCACCUGGAAUCUGGCACAACAAUCAUC